AACUAUGGUUCAGUCUUCGAAGUCUUCUUCUUUAUUCGACUCGAAGGGAAAGGAGAAAGGCUCAGAGAGAGAAUGGAGAAGAAAGAGGAGUUUGUCGUUAAGGUUCGAUGCCAACGAAUUGGCUGCGACGCCACCUUCUCCGAGGACGACAACCCCGAAGGUUCUUGUCAAUACCAUGAUUCGGGUCCGAUAUUUCAUGACGGGAUGAAGGAGUGGAGUUGUUGCAAGAAAAAAAGUCAUGAUUUCAGCUUAUUUUUGGAGAUUCCAGGGUGUAAGACAGGAAAGCACACAACUGAGAAGCCAGUGUUGACAAAGGCAGCUCCUAGCCCAAAGAAGCCUGUUUCUGCCCCCUCUUCAAAUUCAACAACAGGUGCAUCUUCUAAAGAGACUUGCUCUAGGUGCCGGCAGGGUUUCUUUUGCUCUGAUCAUGGUUCGGUGGCUGGACAGAUGAAUUCAAAACCUUUAAAUCUGGACACAGGCGCACUGAGCAAGAGCAAUGCAAAUACCCAAGGCUCUCCUGUUCCAGCUAAGAAGCUAGUUGAUAUAAAUGAGCCCCAGACAUGCAAAAAUCAGGGAUGUGGCAUGACUUUCAAGGAGAAGGAUAAUAGCGAGACCGCAUGUAGUUACCAUCCUGGGCCUGCUGUAUUCCAUGACCGUAUGAGAGGGUGGAAGUGCUGUGACAUUCAUGUAAAGGAAUUUGAUGAGUUCAUGGGCAUUCCGCCAUGCACCAAGGGAUGGCAUAACGCAGAUCCAUCAUCCUAGCAAUCGAAGGCCUGUAAGGAUAUGAUGUGUUUCCUUCGCGGCUCCUUUCCUCCUUUGAAGUUGUUUUUUUCCAUUGAUAUGGUUCUCUAUGAACUUCUUUACAGUUUACUUUUUAAUCUCACCAAGUAUUUUCAUUGUUAUUGACAAAACAAUAUAUAAGAGGCGCGUACAUUUCGGUUGUGAA
Messenger RNA from Carya illinoinensis, 946 nucleotides. Its product is annotated as cysteine and histidine-rich domain-containing protein RAR1. Gene Ontology annotation, cellular component: cytoplasm; nucleus. Lineage: Eukaryota; Viridiplantae; Streptophyta; Magnoliopsida; Fagales; Juglandaceae. The transcript has 6 exons. The coding region runs from base 73 to 762 and encodes 229 amino acids. The record is from RefSeq and is a predicted model, not a curated record. Gene Ontology annotation, biological process: defense response to fungus; defense response to bacterium. Gene Ontology annotation, molecular function: Hsp90 protein binding.